UUAAUAUUAUAUUGUUUGAGUUAAUUUUGUAUAUGUUCAAUUGGUCAGGAGCACACACCAUUGGCAUCGCUCACUGCUCUGCCUUCGCCAGCAGGCUGUAUAACUCCAGCAGCAGCUCGGGAGUCGACCCGACGCUGGACGCGGCGUACGCUGCUCAGCUGAAACAACAAUGCCCGACGGCGGGGAGCGACACCGAGGUGCAGAUGGACCCGCCGAGCGAGCUCGGGUUCGACAACAGCUACUACCAGGGCAUCUUGAGGCACAGGGGGCUGUUCACGUCGGACCAGACGCUGGUGUCGACGCCGGCGGCGGCGGCGCAGGUGAACUUGUUCGCGCGCAACUCGGCCAUCUUCACGAGGAGAUUUGCGGCGGCGAUGGUGAGGAUGGGCAGCAUCGGCGUGCUGACCGGGAGCAACGGAGAGAUACGCACCAACUGCAGAGUGCCCAACUGAAUCGAGUUGACUUAGAUUUAUUUAACUGUGUUUUAUCUUUCUUUAUAUGACUAAAAGUGUCAAACUCGCGUCUUAAUUCGACGAGAGCUGUCUCCAUUAUCUUCAUGUGAACAAAAAUGUCAAAGUCGUGUGUCUUAAUUCGACGAUCGAGAGCUUGCUGUCUCCAUUAUCUUCAAAUAUAUGAAUAAAAAUGUCAAAGUUACAACA
Molecule: messenger RNA, 659 nt
Organism: Zingiber officinale
Lineage: Eukaryota; Viridiplantae; Streptophyta; Magnoliopsida; Zingiberales; Zingiberaceae
Product: peroxidase 5-like
Exons: 1
Coding region: 33-452 (139 amino acids)
Biological process (GO): response to oxidative stress
Molecular function (GO): peroxidase activity; heme binding
Source: RefSeq, a predicted model, not a curated record